CUCAAAUCUCACUACAUCCCUAAACGGACCAAGAUAUAUCUAUACAAUGUUGUUGUUUUCAUUGUUGUUUUUGCUUGCUGGUCACACCCUUGCGGAAGUGGUUAACUCCAAGACCUACCAGCACCAAGACACAGUCACCGGUCGCGUUCUCACCUGUAAUCGCUGUCCGCCGGGAUCGUAUAGGCGUGCGCACUGCACUGCUGACCAGCAAACAAUAUGUUCUCCUUGCCCGCCCAACUACUUCACCAAGUACUGGAACUACGUUUCCAAGUGCUUCUACUGCACCGUGUGUGGGGACGAUCAGGUCGUAAGGACAGAGUGCUCUGCUUUUGACAACAGAGUUUGCGAGUGUAAAGAAGGUUACUACUGGAGUUCUCCCUUUUGUCACAAGCACACACAGUGUCCCGCAGGAUACGCAGUUAAACAGAAAGGAACUGCACUUCGAAAUACUGAGUGCGAAAAGUGUCCCCAUGGCUCUUACAACAACAAUUCUGGACAGCAAACCUGCGUGAAGCAUGCUGAUUGUGCCUCUCGCGGGCUGCAGACGGUCCUUAGUGGGACUGGUUGGCACGACACCCUCUGCGCGUCUUGCAAAGAGCUCAGAACUGGAGGUGGCAUUGAGUUAUUCAGAGGAAUCCUUCCUGUCUUCUUUGCCCAUGAGAGGAUGAUGCCAACGAGGUUGCGCAGGUUUGUGAACUUACUCCACCUGGGAAGGAGGAAACGGUUAAAUGGUUCGGACAGCUGGGACAGUCUGCAGGGUUACAUCAGCAAGUGGAUCAGAGACGCGGAUCAUGGCAGGCUGAAGAAGCUACCCGAGACACUGAGGACCUCAGGACUCCACAAUGCCGCAAAUAAACUGGAGAGGAAACUCAGGAGAGUGGAGGAUGUGCACCUCUGUCAAAAUGACAGGGAUUCCAGUUAA
Molecule: messenger RNA, 922 nt
Organism: Megalops cyprinoides (Indo-Pacific tarpon)
Lineage: Eukaryota; Metazoa; Chordata; Actinopteri; Elopiformes; Megalopidae
Product: tumor necrosis factor receptor superfamily member 11B-like
Exons: 4
Coding region: 47-922 (291 amino acids)
Molecular function (GO): protein binding
Source: RefSeq, a predicted model, not a curated record